GGGCUCGGCGCCUGCACGGACCUGUGCGGCGGCGGCGGCGGCGCGGGCGUAGGAGCCGCGCCUGCAGGGACCGGCCUCGCCCUGUCUGCAUAGCUGCUCCUGUGUUCACUGCUGGCUGCGAGCAGAUCUGCUGUGCUGGGGAUGUGGAGAAAGCCUGCAUCCUUAAAGCGUCAAUACAAAGCUAGGGUCUCAGCCACCUACCUCAGCCUGCCAGUUGGCCAGCACGCUUACCUCCGAGUCAUCUCCUUCCCCUCAUGUAGUACAGGAUGGCCUCAAGCUGUCUGUGUGGACAAGGAUAACCUUGAACUUCUGAUCCUCCCGCCUGCACUUACAGGUGUAUACCCUCGCACCCAGUUUUAUGAAGUACUGGUGUUCAAACCCAGGGCCUCAUACAUGCUAGGAGAGCAUGUACCAGAUGGAGCCUGGGCCAUGCAGAGCCCACUGACCAUUCCUGUGCCGGUGCCAGUGCUGCGCCUCCCUCGGGGCCCUGAUGGCUUCAGCCGAGGCUUCGCCCCUGAUGGACGUAGGACCAUCCUGAGACCAGAGGUUGGAGAAGGUUGUAUUCAAGAUCCCCCAGAAGCACAGGAACAGCGGGCCAGGGCCGCUCUGCGGGAGCGCUACCUUCGUAGCCUCCUGGCCAUGGUGGGGCACCCUGUGAGGUUUACACUGCACGAAGGGGUGCAUGUGAGCGCCCAGUUUGGAGCCACAGACCUGGAUGUAGCCAACUUCUAUGUUUCCCAACUGCAGACGCCCAUAGGCGUGCAGGCAGAGGCCCUGCUUCGAUGCAGUGACAUCAUUUCCUAUUCCUUCAAACUGUGAGCUGUCUGCGGCUUUCCCAGGCCUCUGGCUGUUCCUGGGCCAUGGAGUUCUCAGCACCUUCCUGGACUCCCAAAGCAAGCUCCUACAAACUCUGGCCUUGAACUCACAGCAACUCCAAACCAGAUAUCACCUGGUGCCAUGUGCUGAUUCUCUAGAGGCUGAGAUGGGAAGAUGAUAAAAUUCAAGGCCAGGCUGUGCUGCCGUGGGAGACUGCGACCACAGACGUUCUCGAUCUCUCUUGUUGAAAGGAAUGCUCUGCCUCACACACUGAACUUCACAGAAUAAAUCCUAAGGCUUGUCCUUGCAGGCUAA
Apodemus sylvaticus (European woodmouse) is the source of this 1131-nucleotide messenger RNA. RefSeq names its product gem nuclear organelle associated protein 7 (gene Gemin7). Gene Ontology annotation, molecular function: RNA binding. The coding region runs from base 142 to 819 and encodes 225 amino acids. NCBI's taxonomy places the organism in Eukaryota, Metazoa, Chordata, Mammalia, Rodentia, Muridae. The transcript has 4 exons. Gene Ontology annotation, cellular component: SMN-Sm protein complex. Gene Ontology annotation, biological process: spliceosomal snRNP assembly. The record is from RefSeq and is a predicted model, not a curated record.